AUGGAACCCGCGAAAGGCGACAAAUCCGUGCCACCAAAGCUAUUCGGCAAAGCCGCUGAACAAGAACGACGCAACAUCAAUGCCAAACUUUCGAACCCAUUGGCUGGGCUCAGCCAUACUGAACUGAGAAUCCAGGGUCGCGCAUUCGCCGAGUUCCACGAUAUGGGCGACGAGACCGACGUCCGGGCGUUUGAACUGGGCGCUGUGCUAGCACAAUCACCAGAGCGGUUUGCCGAUAUCACCGACUUGACAAACCUGGAGAAGCAGCUAUUGCGACGAGAAUUGACAAACAAGUGGGCUCAGCCAUGGAAGAUGUACGCUGUGAUCGCGCUAUGCUCUCUUUCUGCAGCUGUCCAAGGAAUGGCACCUUAUCUAUGCUGUGCCUUCAUCGGGUGCUGGCUGACCGUCCCUUUCAAUCACUGGUUUGGACGCCGGGGCACAAUUUUCAUCACAUGUUGUUUUUCAGCAAUAGCCUGUUUAUGGCAAGGAUUUGUCUCAACGUGGUGGGCUAUGUUCGUCGCUCGGUUCAUGCUGGGUUUCGGUAUCGGUCCCAAGUCAGCCACUGUGCCGAUGUACGCGGCAGAGACCGUACCCCCAGCUAUUCGCGGUGCCCUGGUCAUGCAGUGGCAAAUGUGGACAGCGUUUGGAAUCAUGGUUGGUUAUGCAUCUGAUUUGAUUUUCUACAACGUGGGUUCAGACGCCAUCGUUGGACUCAACUGGCGAUGUAUGAUGGCAUCGGCGAUGUUCCCAGCGUUGGUGGUUUGUUGCUUUGUUUUUGCAUGCCCCGAGUCGCCGCGCUGGUAUAUGAGCCAGAAACAGUAUUAUCGUGCAUAUCAGUCGAUCUGUAUGUUGCGGCAUCACAAGAUCCAGGCGGCGAGGGAUCUCUAUUAUAUGCAUACCUUGCUCGAGGCGGAGAGCAAGAUGAAGCUUGGUCAGAAUAAAUUGCUGGAGUUGAUCACCAUUCCACGCAACCGACGUGCGAUGGUGGCAUCUCAGAUUGUGAUGUUUAUGCAACAAUUCUGCGGUGUCAAUGUGAUCGCGUAUUACUCUGCCGAGAUAUUUCUUGAGGCCCAGUUUACACCCAUAGCCGCACUGGCAGCCUCCCUAGGAUGGGGUGUCAUUAAUUGGCUUUGUGCAAUCCCAGCAUUUUACACCAUUGACACUUUCGGUCGGCGAAACCUCCUGCUUCUGACAUUUCCCCCAAUGGCGAUAGCAAUGUUUUUCACAGGUUUCAGCUUCUGGAUUCCACAGUCCAGUCAGACAGCCCGGCAAGCAUGCAUAGUCCUCGGAACAUAUCUCUUUGGUGUUUUCUACUCCCCUGGCGAAGGGUCGGUGGCAUUCACAUAUUCGGCUGAGGCAUACCCACUGUAUGUACGGCCGCACGGAAUGGCAUUAGCAACCGCAACGACAUGGUUCUUUAAUUUCAUUCUUGGAGUGACUUGGCCGGCUUUGAAAGCUGCAUUCACGGCCCAGGGGGCAUUCUCUUGGUAUGCGGGUUGGUGUGUGUUUGGGUGGUGGUUAGUUCUGCUUUUCAUGCCUGAAACCAAGGGAAAGACAUUUGAGGAGUUGGAUCAGGUGUUUUCGUUCCCGACAAGGCUCCAUGUCGGCUAUGGACUGAGGCAAGUUCCGUACUUUGUGAAGCGCUAUUUGCUAAGAAAAAAUGUUCGACCGGAGAACCUUUAUGACAGGACAGAUCAAGGUUUGGUUCAGGAUGUUGGAUUCAAUGCUUGA
This is a messenger RNA of Penicillium salamii, 1731 nucleotides long. The record is from the annotation of a GenBank genome assembly. Lineage: Eukaryota; Fungi; Ascomycota; Eurotiomycetes; Eurotiales; Aspergillaceae.